This is a messenger RNA of Naegleria lovaniensis, 1038 nucleotides long. RefSeq lists its product as uncharacterized. The transcript has a single exon. NCBI's taxonomy places the organism in Eukaryota, Heterolobosea, Eutetramitea, Acrasida, Naegleriidae. The record is from RefSeq and is a predicted model, not a curated record. The coding region runs from base 1 to 1038 and encodes 345 amino acids. Gene Ontology annotation, molecular function: nucleic acid binding; zinc ion binding.
AUGAGCACUCCAUCAUGGAAACCUAAAGGCAAUACGUUUUGUAAGUACUGCCAACAAUGGAUUCGUGAUACACCUUCGGAGCAAAAAAGACACGAGAGAUCCAAACACCACGUUAUAAAUGUACAAAAUUAUAUCCGAAAUCAACAACAACAAGAGAGAAAUGUUGAAAAGGAGCAACAAAGAAAUCGGAAAUUGUUAGAUAAUAUUGAAAAAAGAGUAUCUAAAAAUAUUAAUAAUGAUGAGUCUUCAAAUCCAUAUUUUCAACAAUUCCUGAAACAUCAAGAGGAAAUGCAAAAGAUUCCUUUGUUACCUCCUCCGAUUCAUUUGAUAUCAUCACAACAGCCACCACAGCAACAAUCUGAAUUGGCUAACGAAAACAUAGUAGAAACGGAAGAAAAAUUUGAACCUGAAUCAUUUGAACAUAAUGAUUUACCGCUGAGUACUCUUGUAUCGAGUAGUGACGCAACUGAGCAGAAAACAUCAUUCGUAAAAUCAAAGCAUACAAAGAAAAGUGUCAAAACCAGUUCUGCACCCGCUGAAAUUGGAGGAUACUAUGAUGAUCCGAACUAUUUUUACUACGAGCAAGAUGAUGAAGAAGAAAGCAAAGAAGAAUCCUCUAAGGCAUCAGAGGCCUCUGAAGCUAUUGAACAAAAACAAGAAGCUAAUAAGGAUAUUCCUGUUGUAAAGACACAAACAUCCUCCUCAUGGAAGAAUAAGUAUGCUACUAGUUAUUCCACAUCAUCUAACACUACAUUUGGACAAUGGGAGGUUGUGAGUGUUGCAAAACGUGAACCUGUGACUUCAAACAACGAAGCGUCACAACUUUCCUUUGCAACCAGUGCUGGUGAUAAUUUUAAAAACGAUGACUCUUUAACACAUGAAGAAGACACUCUUGGUGGAUCAUACACUCACACCGACAAGAAGAGAAAAUUUAAUGCCUCAACAUCCGCUGAUCUCUCAUCCACUAAGAAAGUCAAAUCUGAAGACUCCACGCAGCCUAAAAAACCCAUUUCUUUUUCUCUCUCUAGGAAAAAGUAG